This is a messenger RNA of Cucurbita moschata (crookneck pumpkin), 1244 nucleotides long. RefSeq lists its product as uncharacterized. Gene Ontology annotation, molecular function: dynein intermediate chain binding; dynein light intermediate chain binding. Bases 356 to 1180 code for a protein of 274 amino acids. Gene Ontology annotation, cellular component: dynein complex. Lineage: Eukaryota; Viridiplantae; Streptophyta; Magnoliopsida; Cucurbitales; Cucurbitaceae. The record is from RefSeq and is a predicted model, not a curated record. Gene Ontology annotation, biological process: microtubule-based process. The transcript has 2 exons.
UCUUCGGAGCUCAGCAUCCUUGUUGGCACACCGUCUGAUGUCUAGCUUUAACACCAUUUAUGACAACAAGUCAAGCCCGCCCUUCUCUCUAAGAGACACAUUUUCAAAACCUUGAAGAUGAGUCCUUUUAUACGAGAUCUCACAGGUCUUUUAUCUUAAACAUGCCAUCUCAAACGGUGUUGCCUCCCUUGUAAAUUUAUUAAGUGGGUUAAAAAUAGGAAUAUUGAAGCGAUAGAGAUUCGAAACCGAGACUGGAAAAGAGUACUGAAACAACAAAUAAAGUAAGUGGUCAAAGGCCUGUGUCUGUACGUAGAAGCAAGUUAGAUUGACCAUCAGCAGUCCAUAUGUAACCCACAUGACAACACACCCACCCACCUCCAUCAUAUCUCACAAAUCCAUGGCUUCCCAUCAAACUUCACUCCAGCGCCUCUUAUCACCUCCGUCUAAAAUGGAUCUCCACCGUAGAACCCAACCCACCACCCCCGCCGCCGCCACCGCUGUCUCUCCACACCCAACAUCACCAAAACUAGAUCCCACAACCCCUUUAUCCGACUCAGACAACUUGUCAAAAUCACACCCACCUUCUCCAAAAGUCGUUCCUGUAUCUCUUCACUCCAACCCCAAAAUGGUCGGCCCCAGAACAGUCCAUAAACUAGCCAAAAAACCCAACGAAACCCCUCGCCAGCACUCCACCACUGAGAAAUUCAAUGAUUCUGAAGAGAAAUUCGAACGCAUGAUCAACUGUAUCACCACCAAAGAAAGGGAAAUGAAACAGCUCCUAGUAGACCACCAACAUCUCACUCGCAGGCUCUCUGUUUCUCUGUCUUCUUCACGGAGUGGAAGAAGAAAAUCAAUCUGUGGCUCACAGAUUCAGCUAGCAGAGUUGUUCGCCAACAAUGGGGUCAAAGUGGUUUCCGCCGAUAUGCCGCCAUUUAUGCAGAUCCACGCCGUCGAUUGCGCUAGAAAGGCCCACGACAGUAUGCAAAACUUCACUUCCAAAUCGCUGGCGUUGAGUCUCAAACAGGAAUUCGAUGGGUCAUACGGGCCGGCAUGGCACUGUAUUGUGGGGAAAAGUUUUGGAUCAUUUGUGACACAUUCAGUGGGUGGAUUCCUGUAUUUUUCCCUGGCUCAAAAGCUUUACAUUCUGCUCUUCAAAACCACUGUACUAAGAGCCAAUUAGAAAUAAUACUGAAUCACUGACCACGCUUUGUUCCAACAAUCUUCAUAUCAUCUUCUUUUGUUUA